Molecule: messenger RNA, 2163 nt
Organism: Trypanosoma brucei brucei TREU927
Lineage: Eukaryota; Euglenozoa; Kinetoplastea; Trypanosomatida; Trypanosomatidae
Product: N-acetylglucosaminyltransferase, putative
Exons: 1
Coding region: 1-2163 (720 amino acids)
Biological process (GO): GPI anchor biosynthetic process
Cellular component (GO): membrane; endoplasmic reticulum
Source: RefSeq, a predicted model, not a curated record
AUGUGGCCGUUUCGCAAGGAGCAGGAACGUGGUGGGUGGUUGAUUGGGUGGAACCCGCAUGGACUACUCGUCAUUGUGGUCGCAGUUGUGCACGAUCCGCGUGUUGAGAACGCGACAGCGGCUCUCAACAAGUUAAAGGAAAGCGAAGGAGACAUUCGCGCUACUGCCCAUCGGAAGCAGCACAAGGACGUCCCCAGUGCAACAUCGCUGCUAAUACUGGGCUGGAUGCACAGCAAACAAGCAACACUGGACAAGAGUGAAUAUGCAGACGCGUGGGUUCGUUCACAGCAUAGCCGUGCAGAGUUAUGGCUGGAACUGAAUGAGGGUCCACUACUACAUCAACUGUACUGCUGCGGGUCCCCCGUGCAGCCAUGCCACCUUCACGUCUUGCGAAGUGAUCCCACUGUAUCUUAUGCCGUUACGUCAACUGCCUUCAGUGCGGUGGCCAGGCACGAUCGCGGCGACUUAGUGAAGUUGGUAGAAGGCAAAAUGCAGCCUAUUUGCGUGGAAGGUGCAAAUUCCACAUUAGAAGGUGUGUUGUUGCCGUCGCACAUGGUCCAUUCAGCAGGACCGCGUACCAAAAUGAGGCGGAUGGUGGGCAGCGACCCACUGACACAAGACGAGGAGGAAAAACAGGAAGGGGCAAAGCAAAGAACAGAGGACGACCGCGUGUCUGUGGGGAGCUCAGGUUCGGGCGAAGGAAGCACUGAGUCACAAAGUGUUAGAGGUUCGGAAACCCCUAGAUUUGGGGGGGAGUUGCAUCCGCGGCUUGAUUUCCCCACAAGUACUGACUAUGGGGAGCUUAGCUCGUUACUACGGGCCAGUGCAUACGGCAAGAUACUGCGAGAAUUGUGUGAGAAUAAGGUUAGCAACGCCACAGAUGGCACCGCUGCGACGGCACGUCUGUGUGCUUACUGGAAAAACUGCGGCAACAGAUUUACCGGUUUUCUCACAAAAAUACUUGUGGUGUUCCACCUCGUGCUCAAGUGGCCUGGGAACGUCUCGUACACUGCAGCUCUGUUAGAAUUUCGCCUCCGUAUGGUGAUCCAUUGGCUUUUGUUACUAAGAGGGGAUACAAGAGUCUGUUGUCUUCAUCCUGUGUUACCUCACAUUCAACACAACGAUCCUGCACUGCGGCGUUUCUGCGUCGUUGAUUUCCUUGUUCGUUUUGCGGUGGACACAAUAUGUGGGAUGCUUCUGAGUUUGCUGUUAUCACACGGGAGCGGCUUAUUGGUGACAAAGGCUGUGUCUUGGUGCCGGUGGCUCCUGUACGACCUUCACAUGGAAUACAUGGACUGGUUUGAAGGAUGGCCCGCAGGUCUUAAGAUGAACGGAGACCUCAGUAUGACGUUAUCUUGCAUCGCUAAGGCUGUACUUGAGGCGAGCUGGGCCUCCGUUGAGGAUCUUAGCAAUGUAGGCUUAUUCUACAAGUUGCUGAUUUUCGUUGCGCCGUUAGGUGCUAGCUGUGCAUUCGCCUUCGUUGCGGACCUGUGCUUAAUUGCCUCCCUCCACUUAUAUUUGGUAUUCCACAGCGUCUCCUUGCCGUAUCGGUUUGCACGUUUCAUGCUCCGGAACCUGUUCCUCCAGUUCCAAGGCAAGAAGCAUAACCCCCUGCGACACCGCACCGAUACAUAUGACUUUCCCGUUGAGCAGACCCUCGUGGCAACCGUGAUCUUCACCAUUAUUGUCUUCCUCCUCCCCACAUUGGCUGUUUACCAUGUGUAUUUUGCUCUCAUAUGUAUUGCCGUAUGGUUGUUACAGGGAGCAUUGCUGGUAGCUGCCCACCUCACACUUUACCUUCCACUUUAUCCUCUCUUCUACUGGGCACUGUACCGGCGGCAGUGGCCUGGUGGGGUGGCAUUAACGGGACCGAAGGUGCUAAGCACACCGCAGCAUUCACGAGCGUUGAACCCGUUUGCGCGGGGCUCGUUGACCGUGGAGUUUGGUGUUGUAUCGAAACCGCUGGAGCUGAGGGUGCUGCUGGCUGAUUUCCUGCUGGUUGCGCAUGUUGUGGGAAGACUUCACCCAUUUGAUAUGAUAGUUGCUGUCUUCAAAGUGAGGCGCUGGGAACGCACAAAUCCGGGAAAGUGCCUCGUCCCACCAUUGCCAGCUGACAUUAUGCCUUUGACGGGAAUGACACUACCAAAGACGGCCGUUGCGUAA